Molecule: messenger RNA, 1405 nt
Organism: Camelina sativa (false flax)
Lineage: Eukaryota; Viridiplantae; Streptophyta; Magnoliopsida; Brassicales; Brassicaceae
Product: transcription factor LAF1-like
Source: RefSeq, a predicted model, not a curated record
CUACCUUCUAAUACUUAAUUACACAUAUGCACUAAUUACAAAUACACAGAUAAACACGUGUAUACAUGCAAUUUCAUUUGAGUCAUAUGCCUUUUAUUAUAUACUACGCAGCCCCAUUUGUGGCUAAUUCCUAAAAGUCUCUAGAUUAUGGCUUUUAUGUGUUUGUGUUUGCGUUUGCGUUUUAAAUAAAUGGUCUCUCUAUCUCUCUAUGCAUAAUUGUCUAUGCUCAUAUCUACUUCUCUCCAUCUGUCUUUGUCUCUUUCUCUCUCUCAUUCAUCAUUUACACAAAUUAUCUCUUAAUUGACAAGACUUGAGAGAGAAAGAAAGAAGGAUACGUGGAAGAUGAUGACCAAAUCUGGAGAGAGACCAAAACAAAGACAGAGGAAAGGGUUAUGGUCACCUGAAGAAGACCAGAAGCUCAAGAACUUCAUUAUCUCUCAUGGCCAUGCUUGCUGGACCACUGUUCCCAUCCUAGCUGGAUUGCAAAGGAAUGGGAAAAGCUGCCGAUUAAGGUGGAUUAAUUACCUAAGACCAGGACUAAAGAGAGGAACAUUUAGUGCAGAAGACGAAGAGACCAUAUUGACUUUACAUUCUUCCUUGGGUAACAAGUGGUCGCGGAUUGCUAAGUACUUACCGGGAAGAACAGACAACGAGAUAAAGAACUAUUGGCACUCUUAUCUGAAGAAGAGAUGGCUCAAAUCUCAACCACAACUCAAAACUCAGAGAACAAACCUCGCAGAGUCUGCUUCUUCACUACUUUCUUGCGGGAAAAGAAACCUGGAAACUGAAACCCUAGAUCACGUGAUAUCCUUCGAGAAAUUAGCAGAGAAACCAUCUUCAUCACCACCAGAAGAAAGCAACACAAACAUGAUGAACAACGGUAAAUACUUGCCCAAGCUGUUCUUCUCCGAGUGGAUCAGUUCUUCAAAUCCGCACAUCGACUACUCUUCUGCUCUUACAGACUCUAAGCAUAUUAAUCAAACUCAAGAUCAAAUCGAUGAGGAAGAAGUAAUGAUGAUCAACAACAACAGCUACUCUUCUUCACUUGAGGAUGUCAUGCUCCGUACAGAGUUCUUGCAGCCUGAUCAUGAGUAUGCAAAUUAUUAUUCUUCUGGAGAUUUCUUCAUCAACAACGACCAAAAUUACGUUUAAAUGAAGACGUAAUCAAGAAAAGUGAAUAUGAUCGCAAGAGAAACAUAAACAACUUCCUUGCGUUACAAGUUACAAAAAAUGUUCUGAUUUUUUUAGAUCAAACAUGAACAAAGUAUACUUUUUCAAUGGAAAGCUUGGAUCUUUUAUUUCAAAUUGGUUUUAGUUAUUUAUUAAAUUUUCAAGAAAAUCUGUAUAUACAAAUAGAAUAAUUAUUUGUAUGUGAAGUGUUUUUUAUAAUUGGUUCAUGUCUCUA